AUGUGUGUUCUGGGGUUCCUGGCGGGUGAUCCGCUUCGUGUAGGGGCUCACGCUCUCAAAAUCUGUACGCGAUCUAUUGCAUCACGCGAGCGAAGACGGAACGCACCAAGGAAACAGUUUCCUGCGGAUCGUACCGGGCAGCGCUGGCACCGCAGCACCACGUGGUUAUCGAAGCGUGGAGAACCUUUGACCUGCUCGUGGCAAAGUCAAAUGCUCGACUCGAUGGCACGCUCUCGUCGAAAGCGACACCGAAACACCACCAAGCCUGGAGUGAAACGGUCCUGGUGCGGUUCGAUCGGUGACCGCACUCUCCGUGGCGGUGGCGGCCGAGGAGGCAACUCCUACGUCGACGGUGUGGCUGGUGGCUUUCCUGACUUGCCCAAUCGGGGAAGUUUUCUGCUGUGGCUGACGCUAUGCUGGCACACCGUACAGGUGUGGCUGCGUGCUCCGACUGCUCUCGCGCUUAGCGUCCCAACUGCAGCUACAGAAGAAGAAGCCGCCGAAAUCUACGCGGAACAUCCGAACGAUCAGACGAAAGGCCCACUUCGCCAGGUUGUGCUCCGUGGACCCGUUGAUCGUCUGCUGCUACCACGUGACCGCCUAGAGCAGGCGGUGAAUCGAAUCCUUCAGGCUAAUCAGAAUGCUGACGCGUCCAUUGACUACACCGCCAUUCGCCGUUCAAUCGACAGUUUGAACGCUUUUUAUGGCGAGCAUGGAUACCCGCUUGCGCUUGUACGAAGAGCACCCGAUACGCCUAUCAAGGAUGGUAUCCUGGUCCUCGAGGCGUACGAGCCGCUCGUCGCUAGAGUCCUCGUGGAAUACGUGGAUGCCAACCAGGAGCCGUGCUCAGGUCGGACGCAUGCCAGCGUCAUUGCCCGGGCCCUGGGCUAUGACGGACUCGGUGUUGAGAAGGAAAUGCCAGACCACCAGAGACAUUCGCGCAAGUCGCGUUCGGCGCAAAAGGCAUGUCCACGCAAAGUCCCGUUCCGCUGGACAGAACAACACUUUCAGCGGCUGCAGCAGUUGGGCCUGUUCGAGUCCGUGACAGCGGAUGUACGUGUCAUUGACGCCGUGACGCCACACGACUCGCCAGCAGCAGAAGGCCAAGUCGCACAAGCAGAACGCUGUGCGGAAAUAGGUGACGUUGAACUGACCUUGCGCGUGCGAGAACGACCUUUCCAUCGUUUCGAACCCGGCAUAACGCUUUCCCGCGGUAAGCUCUAUGGAGACCUAACCUUGGAGGAUGCAAAUGUCGCUGGCCGAGGGAUUCGCUUUCAAGCAGAUAUCCGAUCCAAGCCUGAUCGAUCCGAUGACGCAGCCCAUAUCGUCUUACAGAAUCCACGUCUAGGUUCCAAGGCCGGCGGCUACCAGGUGCGUCUCUUCGAAUCACGAAGUACGGCGGUAGGAAGUCGUCGCGGGGUAGAGGUUACGUUGAUGGCGCCCCAGCUGUGGUCGGCACCCACAGAUGAGGCUCGGCGCUCGUCGCGAACCUGGCUGCGACCAGCUGCCUGGCGAAGCGUCAUGGAGCGGACCCUGCAGCUAUGGAAUAUCCAGACAGGGGUACUCUGCGAGCAAGUUCGAAUGUUUCCAUCGGGAAUGAAUCCGGGUCAGACAGCGUCCUCAUCGCUUCCUGCUUCCGCAGACGGUGCGUCAGCGAGACGGAAUCGCGAUGAAUCGACGACUGAAGCGUCCACCGCACGAGAGCGCUCUUUCACGCACCUGGUUCUGAACAGCAGCGCUAUCCGUGAUACCCGAUCGGAUCCGCUCCAUCCGCAAGCUGGCUACCGUCUUGCACUGCAUGCGGCCUACGCGGUUCCAGUGACAACGAGUAAUCCAGAAUAUUCGCGUUUUGGCUUCACCGGCAGUGUGUACAAGAAAAUACCACCUAUUCGCGGUCUCCUGCGGCGUCGUCGUCGGAAACAAACCGAGCAACCCGAAACAUCACACCAGAAUCAAGAACAAGACGAAGAGCAGCCUGCCCGCGCCUGCGUUGCUUUGUUGGCUGAAGCACGUGUUUCGAGUGCAUCGUUGCCCGAGUCCGAGCGUUAUCCCUUCGGAGGAUUAGCCACCGUUCGCGGGAUGCGUGAGGGAUCACUCGGACAGGUAGGCUCGUUUGCGAGAACCUGCGCAGAGUUUCGAUACCCGCUCGACAAGCGCCUCGUGUUUGUGGCGUUCACGGACUGGGGAUCCGAGAUUCAGCCACCUUCGCAUCUCGUGCGUUUUCCAAAGUUGUUCCGUCGAGGCGCUCACGGACACCGCCUCGGCACCGUUGUGGAUUCGGCCUCAGCUGAGAGCACCAGCUCGGGCGUUGAUGCCCCAGCUAGCGCCGGCUCCAUUCAGCGGUCUAGCACAGCGUCCGGCGUUAUCAGUGUCGGACUAGGGUUGCGUGUGCUCGGCGCUUUGCGCAUGGAAUGUGGCUGGAUACUGGAUCGUGCUCCCGGGGGAAGUGGUGGCGGGUUUCCGAACUGGCGCCUCAGUCGCGACGGUUACUGGCACAUCGGCCUCGUGGAUGUCUCCUACUAG
This is a messenger RNA of Cyanidioschyzon merolae strain 10D, 2523 nucleotides long. RefSeq names its product similar to chloroplast import-associated channel Toc75. NCBI's taxonomy places the organism in Eukaryota, Rhodophyta, Bangiophyceae, Cyanidiales, Cyanidiaceae. The record is from RefSeq and is a predicted model, not a curated record. Gene Ontology annotation, cellular component: outer membrane. Bases 1 to 2523 code for a protein of 840 amino acids. The transcript has a single exon.